UCUCGUUCCAAAUACGUAGUUGAUCGAAUCAGCACUUUCAUGGCGAAAUUACCACACAAAACCACAGCACAAAACAGUACUACCACUGCCAGUAAUGGUGUUACUAAGGUGAAGAGAACUAGGAGAAGUGUUCCAAGAGACUCACCUCCUCAACGCAGCUCCAUUUAUCGAGGGGUCACCAGACAUAGAUGGACAGGUCGAUAUGAAGCUCAUCUAUGGGACAAGAACUGCUGGAACGAAUCACAAAACAAGAAAGGACGUCAAGUUUAUCUUGGUGCUUAUGGUGAUGAAGAAGCAGCGGCACAUGCUUAUGAUUUAGCAGCACUCAAAUAUUGGGGUCCAGAUACCAUACUUAACUUUCCGUUAUCAACGUACGAGAAGCAGUUGAAAGAAACGGAGAACCAGUCGAGAGAAGAGUAUAUCGGAUCAUUGAGAAGGAAAUCUAGUGGUUUCUCUAGGGGAGUCUCGAAAUACAGAGGCGUUGCUAGACAUCAUCACAAUGGUAGAUGGGAGGCUCGCAUUGGGAGAGUGUUUGGAAACAAGUACCUUUAUCUUGGGACAUAUGCUACUCAGGAAGAAGCUGCUACAGCAUAUGAUAUGGCUGCUAUAGAGUACCGAGGAUUAAAUGCAGUGACAAACUUUGAUUUAAGCCGUUACAUCAAAUGGCUUAAGCCUAACCAAAUGAACGCAGAAAAUAACCCUAACCCUAACGUGAUAGACACUACAACUACUACACCAAUGGCAACACCAAAUCCUGAUCUAAUCUUCUUGAACAACAACCAGCAGCUUCAACCAUCCAGUGUACCUAGUGAAACCUUGUUGACUCAGACCCGGCCCGUGACUGCCACAUCGGCCCUAGGGCUUCUCCUUCAAUCCUCGAAAUUCAAGGAGAUGAUGGACAUGACAUCGGCUUCUGCUACCGAUAACCAAUGCCAGUCGACACCGGCUGUACCAGAACCGGUGCAGUGCAGAUUCCCCGAAGACGUACAAACGUACUUCGAAUGUCAAGAUCCGAACUGUUACGGAAAUGGUGACGAACUCCUUUUCGGCGAGAUCAACUCCUUCGGACCACCAAUGUUCCGGUGCGACCAGCUUGAUGCCUAGAGGAGUACAAGAAUUUUAGUGCUUGAUGACAUCUCUAGCUUUUUUAUAUAUUUAUUAUUUUUUGAAGAGAUUUUGUUUAUU
This is a messenger RNA of Hibiscus syriacus, 1185 nucleotides long. RefSeq names its product AP2-like ethylene-responsive transcription factor At1g16060. Gene Ontology annotation, molecular function: DNA-binding transcription factor activity; DNA binding. Lineage: Eukaryota; Viridiplantae; Streptophyta; Magnoliopsida; Malvales; Malvaceae. The transcript has 8 exons. Gene Ontology annotation, biological process: regulation of DNA-templated transcription. The record is from RefSeq and is a predicted model, not a curated record. Bases 40 to 1104 code for a protein of 354 amino acids.